Molecule: messenger RNA, 10260 nt
Organism: Toxotes jaculatrix (banded archerfish)
Lineage: Eukaryota; Metazoa; Chordata; Actinopteri; Toxotidae
Gene: plag1
Product: pleiomorphic adenoma gene 1
Exons: 4
Coding region: 248-1684 (478 amino acids)
Biological process (GO): cell fate commitment; regulation of transcription by RNA polymerase II
Cellular component (GO): cytoplasm; nucleus
Molecular function (GO): DNA-binding transcription factor activity; RNA polymerase II cis-regulatory region sequence-specific DNA binding; histone deacetylase binding
Source: RefSeq, a predicted model, not a curated record
CUGCUCGAAAGAGGGGAAAGCAAACAAUUUUCAGGCCCGCCGCGUCUAGCAAAAAAUAUGAGAAAAAAAUUAUUAAAAAUUCGGAAAAUAGUUGAAAGUCAAGAAAAACUCAACAGAAAGGAUGUUAAAGCGUCCGGGGCCCCUGAGUCCGGGCGGUGUUGAGCACAUAAAACUGGAUAGAAUAAUUGCAUCAGUACUAGUUGGGCACUGUGCCCCUGUCCAUGUAGCUGGUCUGCCUUAGGGUGCCAUGGCCACAGGAACCCAGGGCCACCGUGACCACAUCUUGGAGAAAGCCAAGCUCACGCCACCUACAGGGAGGCGUAGGAGAGCAGAGGGGAAGCCGAAGAAGAAUUUCCCCUGCCAAGAGUGUCAGAAAGCUUUCAACAGUCUGGAGAAGUUGAAGGUGCACUCGUAUUCUCACACAGGCGAAAGACCCUACCGCUGCUCCCACCCUGACUGCACCAAGGCUUUCGUCUCCAAAUACAAGCUGCUACGGCAUAUGGCAACUCACUCGCCAGAAAAAAACCACAAGUGUUCAUACUGUGAGAAAAUGUUCCAUCGCAAGGAUCACUUAAAGAAUCACCUACACACUCAUGACCCCUACAAGGAGGCGUUCACCUGUCAGGAGUGUGGCAAGAGCUACAACACCAAGCUGGGCUUCAAACGCCACCUCGCGCUCCAUGCUGCCAACAGUGGAGAUCUCACCUGCCAAGUGUGCCUGCAGCCAUUCCCCAGCACCGGGGUUCUUCUAGAGCACCUCAAAACACACGCUGGCAAGUCCUCUGGCGGGACCAAAGAGAAAAAGCAUCGCUGCGAGCAUUGUGAGCGGCGGUUUUACACCCGUAAAGAUGUGCGACGCCACAUGGUGGUGCACACCGGACGCAAGGACUUCCUUUGUCAGUACUGUGCCCAGCGGUUUGGUAGGAAGGACCACCUGACACGUCACAUGAAGAAGAGCCACCCGCAGGAGCUGCUGAGGGUAAAAACUGAGCCAGCUGAUUUGCUGGAGCCCAUUGUAUAUGGCUUGGCGUCUGGGGCCAUCAAGGGUGAGCUCCCGGGAAUGCUGACACCAAGGCCGCACCAGCUCAACACAUACACAGGCCCCGUCCUGGACACAGAGCCCUUCCCUACUCCCACACACCCCUUUUCUUUAAAGUACCCGCUGGGCUCCAACUUUACCUCAUACACUGUCUCCUCACAGGAGCGGGAGCAGAAUCUAAAGGGAGAACUGGAGACCUACCUGAUGGAGCUGCAGAGCAGCAUGCCCUCCUCAUCUUCUGCAGCCCAAGAACCCCAACUCUCCUCCUCCAAACUUGAGUUGGAGCCUCAAGUGAGCGGGCUAGAGGGAGCGAGUGAGGAGGUGUCCUUGUCCAAAAUGUCCACAUCGGUGGCAGCAGCCACUGCAGGCGACUCUCUGGCCUCAUCCUCCUCUCUGAUGGACUUCUCACAGCUUUUCAACUUCCUUCCGCUCAAUGGGCCUCCAUACAACCAGGCAGGGGGCAAUGGGGGGCAGGGUGUUGCCUAUCCACCCAACGAAGAGCCUGCACCUCUCGUCCAGCUGCCCCCCGAGUCCUCGGAAGGCCCAGAGGCUGCAGAGAGUCCGCUUCAAGGGCUCCCUUCCUCCUUCAUAUCCAACUUGAGCACACCCACCACACUGCCCCGCUUCCAUCAAGCUUUUCAGUGAUCCAGUAUGUACUGCGCCUGGCACACAUGCACUCUCAUACACACAUGCUGACAUGCAAGCUACACAACCACACCAGCAGACAGACAUCAAAACAAAAUGCCAAUAACAUGUUUGAUAUUAGCACUUCUGUCCUUUAAAUAUCUGCUUAUGUUGUCAUGACAACAUAAGACACUAACACAUGCAUCAGACACAUAAUGAUUCGCACAGCGGUAGCACACAUACAUCUCUCCACACAAGGGUUGGCCUAAUCAGCUUUCUAGUAGCUACAGUUUGGAUGUCUUCUUUUCACUUAUCAAUCUUUUGUUUAAGUUGGCAAAUUACAAACGACUCCCUAAUGAUGUGUUAGGAUAAGAGGAGACUUAAUUAAUCCUGUUCUGCUGGAUGUAUAGGCAAAUAAAAAUUCCAAGUUCUUAGUUUUUUGCUGUUUGCUAGUUUUAUAACCUAAAUAAUAGUUUUAUAUUCUACUUUUUUGAAUGCCUGCAGGCUAUAAUAUACAUCUUUAAUUGCAGCACAAACAGUAGCUCUCAGUCAUGGGCUGUGUUCACACAGGUCAGCACAGCUCAGGCACUCACUUAAACAAAUUUCAGUGGAGCAUUGCUCUGAGCACCGCACCACAACCAUUAGUGCAAAAACAUGCCAUAUACACAUUACUGGAGCAAAACCUGUGUUUCCUGCAGUAAUGUGGACAUGGCUUAAGAGCGACAGUGAGAGCUAUGACAGUUUAAAGGUGAAUUAGUCUUUUGGGAGUUCAGGAAUUUUCACAUAGAUGAAUGAAAGUCAUUUGAUUACAGUGCCAUUUUCUUUUCUUCAGAAUAGCUGACCUUAGUAUGCAGAUUGCUAUGUAUGUUGUUUUUUGUAUAGCACCUUGAACUUUGUGAUGUCAUCAGGCUUCACAUGUGACCUUUAUUUUACAUCUUUCUUAUUUGUGGUAUGAUUGUAAAGGACCAAUCUGUAGUUCUUGUAUGUUUUUGUCCAUUUUCAUUGUUUUAAUACAUCAUAUAGUAUAUACUAUACACACACACACACACACACACAGUAAAUAGAAAACAUGCAAAAAACAUCAGUCUGGUCCUUUUGAUCAAUCCAUAAAACAGAAGUUCAGCCACAUUAUUAUCAACAAGGUACUGAUUAGGAACUACUGAGCAACAGUAUUACAGUUUUACAUUUCAUUCUGGAAGAUUUCAGGUCAAGGUCAAAUUCUUAACUCUCUGACAGUGGGAACAUUUUCAUAAAAGCUGAAAUAUGUCUUUUAUUUUGUUUCUUAUUAUUCCCCAAACCCCAAACCGAAGUCAACCAAACACAGACAAAGUUGGCUGCUAGCUGCUGAAACAUUUAUUUAGACAGGUAGCUGAAAAAAAAGAUCUGUUUCAACAUAGAGAGUGAGCUGACAUCAAUGGCUGUAAUCAAUGCCCUCUAAACACCCACUCCACUACAAACACAGCAUCCCUAGUUGGAGAGUUAAUAUCAGCCAUGUAUCUAGAUUAACCAGGCACCAGUUUCCACACAGAGAACUUACAAAUUGUGCUCUUGAUGCCCAUGAUACACAAACACAUUCACUGUUGUGCACCCUACCCAGUCAACCACUCAGCAGAGUUAUCUUUCAUUAGGAGUGAGCACUCCAGGCUCAGCGUUGCAUUGCUAAUUUUUUUGGUUAGUCUACUGAGCUGUUCCACUUUCCUCUUAUUUAGUCUGUCGUUUUUUAAUUUCAAAGGUUAUAUCAAGGACCACAAAACAAGCACCCCCACAAGGACAAUGGAAGUUAUUAAUGCAGAAAUACAUAAUCACACACAAAGUAUCUCCUUUAUUUCCUUCUUGUCUGUAGUCAAGCACCUAAGCAUUUAGUAGGAAACAGACUUCUAAGAAGUGUAAUUAGACUGUCUUGUUUGGGAAUGUUGGACUGAAACUAAAAUUUUUAGUUGGGGGGUAUGCGAAAGAUGCAGAAAGUUAAUUUUACAUCUUCAAGUCAUGCGUGUUUAUAUACGGUACCAAGUACCAUUGUAUUUUAUGUAUCAUAGAAAGUCAGCAAAAAUGGUGUGGAAAAAUGAACGAUAAAAAUGCAAAUUAGCGGCUGAAUUUAAUUCUUUGCUUUUUAGAAAAGCAAGAGUCUAUAUAGCCUAAUAUUUUCCCUGGAUCCUGACCCUCCUUGAUUAAAAAAAAAAACAAAAAACAAAACUGCAACAUUCCCUCUGACAAUACAUUGCAAAUAUAGCAUAAACAAUUUACGAUGAUGUACUCCAAUUUAAACAUUUUAUAUUUAAAGAAACCAUACAUUAUUACAGUGCACAUUUAUGCCUAUUAAAAGUGAAAUUUGCAAUUAUGAGAUCAGUGGCAAUUAUAACAAAAGGUUUGUUCUGUUUACCAAAUAUUGUAGCCAUGUUAUAUCUUUGAAGUGAGAACUAGAUAUAGAAUAGAAAUAGACAUUUUUCUCAUCCAGUGUGGAACAAUUUGGAACUCCUCAACUCCUCAUGAAGUCAAAUGUGAUUUUUUUCUUUUUCUUUUUUUUUUUGGUAAUUUAUCCAAAAGAAAAGGUUGUGAAACAAAGAAAUGUUAAUAGGAAGUAUUUUAUGAGUGACUGUUCCACAACUUGACAGUUUUUUUUUCCGUUCUUAAAGCCUGACUCCCAUAAAUGGUCAUAAAAACAUAAUAAUUUUUCAACAUGUGCAACGUGUGCAGAUGAUAAACAUUCUUUACUGUGCUCCGCUUAUAUUAAAACUCAACCUGCAGGUCAACCAAACCAAGUCCAGAAAUAAAGCAAAUAUACUGUAAGCUCCGAUAAGUUCGAAAAUAUUUCACUUUUCAGAAUCAGUUCAGCAGAUUGACAAUGAAAACUAAUGUCCACAGCCACAUAUUCUGCCUUCCUCUGGCAUGGCUCCACUUUAUGUUUAGAUUAAAAUGAAAGUCACCCACUAAAACAGAAAACACAUUAGACCCAUAAGUUUUAUUGUAAUAUAUUUUUCAUGAAAAGAAUUGUUCAUGUGAAAAGGUAAAUAUCAACUCUUUAGUCCCCACUCGGUCUUUUAAGAUCAAAGUAUUGCUAACAAGCUAAAAACAUCCAGUUUUAAGGAAUAUAUUACAUUAUAUAAUAUUGUGGUGGAAAUGCCCCAUUUUAGGAUUCUCUUGCUUAGCACACAAUCAAAGAGUUUGCUAUAAAGUGUUCCUGACCAGAAACAGUCUACACUGUCCCCCAUUGUGCCCCUUUAACUGCUUCUAGUGCCCUCUAGCAAGGCAUGUUGCCGAAUUGCUGCUUAUGGACAGGUGAUAGGGGACUGUAGUGUUGCCUGGGCAUCUCCCAGGUAUAAAUAUGUAGGACUGUAUGAAUGUGAAGCAGGACAGUACUGAAAAAUGGUUUAGAUUCAUAGCAAACCUUUUCUUGAUUAAAUAAAAGUAAACUUCAUUAGGCCAAAGAAUGCUAGAUUUAGAUCAGUUGUCUAAGUAGUCUUUCCUACUUAAAACCUUAAAAGACAUUUAAACACACACGCCCUCAUACACUCACUGGCAAAUCUCUUCAACAUGUUUUCCCAGCUGAACCUAUAGUAAUACUGUAUUUACCCAUGUAUGUAGUUGAGGCCUGGUUUGUAUAUCUGCUUCUGAGACUUCUCCUUUCUCACUAAUACUUGGGAGGUGUAAGAGGCUCCAAGCACUCAUAAAUUCAGUCCAGAAACAUAUAGGAAUUGUGUCCACACAAGUUGAGUCAGUGGAUGGGUGUGUGCCAUGUCUGACAUACAUGCAGGAUAAAGGAGUUUGCGUUCUGUCACAGACCUGCAAAUACAUUUUUGUUUUUGAUUGACCACGAUCUUUCCCCAGCCUGAACCACACCUGUGUUGCUUUGCACAGAGAUUGUAGAAAGCAAGAACUUUAAAAAUGCUAGUAUCAGAUCUGUGGCUUUGCACAAUUGUAUUAUAUCUACAGUCUUGUCUGGUGAUGGGGUUGGAAAAAUUCUGUUUAAAAAAAGCAUUAAUGUAUUAGAUGAAGCACAGCAUCAUUAUAAGAUGUUUUAAUUUUCAAAAUUGGCUGAAAACUAACAGUUUAAUAGUUAACGGUAUAUUCUGUGGACAGUCCUCAGUGACAGGGCCAGUGUUACUAGAAAAAAAAUGUUGGAUUUCUGAAAUGAUUUCAAAAUUUUGAAUGCUUUAAACUCCUCAAACAAAAUUUACCUUUAUUGUACUAGUGUGGUGGUAGAAGUCUCAAAACCAGAUUAAACCAAAACUAUGUACAUGAUAGAUAAAACCAGGGGGAAGAGAAAAUAUGUUUUUUCAAUUUUAGGUGAACUGCAUCUUUAACAGAAUUAGUCUUGACAUGGAUGAAUUGGUGUGAACACAUCUGUUAUUUAAAUUCUGAAGAUGGUAUUUUCUGCAGUCUGGGCUUCCACCCCCAGCCAAACUAUGGAGAGGGGUCCUUCUUAGCACUACCUGAAGCUUUUAACUGACAGAAUUAGGGUAAAAUCGAAGUUAUAUGAAGUGAAGUUCCACCAAACAUGGCAUUUAUUGCUAAUGAAACAGUGGUUUAGUCACAAGUACUGAAAAGAAGACAUACGCAGUAGCUGUAUUUCUCCCCAGAUGGGCCUUCAGUGCCUCAUUCAGCCCACAUGGUCACAAAUGCACAUUUCACCUUGUGUUCUUUCGACAUUAAGUCAUUCACAGAUGCCUCACUUCUCAGUCAACAGCAUGAACAUACUCUUAUUCAAAUCAUAAAUUGUGAGCAGAUGCUGUGCCUUAUUUUUAUUGAGAUAUUUUAACAUAUUAGCUGUUUGCUGUCAUUUAAAAUCAAUGUGGGAAAUACAAAAGGGCCUUUAAAAAAUGGCACAAUAACAUCUGUGAUGGAAUAGAUGCACACCACAUAUAUUUUAUACAUUGUUUUCCACAAUGUAUAAUAAUGUCACAUUACAGUAACAUCCUCUAACAUCACCUUUCGCUUAGAAACCUCUAGAUUAUGUUAAUGACUCCAACAUUUCUAAAGAUGCAUGCUGGAAUGUUGCACAAGACAUCUAGAAUUCUUUUUUUUUUUUUUUUUGACGGCUAUUAAAAAUAAGGUCUUGGUUUUGAAUAAUGUGUAUUAAGAGUGUAUAAACAUUAUACAACUUAAGUGAUGUGUUGAAACAAGCAGAUGCAGAUUUAUUAAGUGGAAAAGGUUCAACAUAUUUUUGCUAACAAAACGCAAGCAGAAUCAAAUAGUAAACUACAGUUAGCACUGAUGCAUUGCUUUGACAUGUCAUUAGCAACUGCCAUUACCUCUACUGACUGUGUUUAGAUUUAGAAUAUCAAAUGGCUGUGGUGUUGCUUUGAAUAGUUACCACAGUUGCUGUGGUUCAUAUAAAGUUGUUUAGUUUGGAUUAUCCUCAUUUAUCACCUCAGCACUCCGUACAUCACUCUGUGAUUUUUUUUUCAUUUAGUUUGUUUAAUCACCUUGGGCAAAAUAACUGUUCUGACAUUAAAAGAUCUCAAAAACAUAUUUAAAGAGGCAGACUAUUGUUGGAAAUCAGGAAAACUCCAAAUCAUGGAGUAACAUACAGGAUGCUGAGGUCGCAAAUGUUUGGGUUAGUUGCCAGUCCUAUUCCAGUUACUGUGUUUUCCGGCUGUUAUUAGUUAUGGGCUUAUGACUGUUGCCUACUUUCUUAUGCAGUUAAGAUUGUGCUAGCAAUCACUAGCCAACAAAGCAGGGCUGGUCAUCGACUGAAAUGUGUGUGUGUGUAGCACAUAAUCUUGUAGAUUUAGUUCCUGAUCUCAAUCAAAUUGGUAAUAAAAACUGAGGGAAAAUGCACACCUAUACUAGUGAGGUGCCAGCUCGUAGGCAUACAUACAAAGAAUGGGAAAGCUGCACACUCAUAACUCAUAAGCUAAUUUUAGACAGUGUUAUACUGAGGUUUGGACAACAUUUGACAAUUAGAAAAGUAUCAUGUGACCAAAGUUCCAUAUUUUGGUCACAAUUUGCAUCACAAUUUGCUGAUCUAGGCAGUGAGAAGCUGUUUAAAAGAGUAUUCUAAUAAACUCUAAUAAAUAUAUUAGAGUAAAUAUAGUAGGUAGACCUAUAGUUAAAAACUGGGUUCAUAUUUCUUAGAGUAUGAUAUCAAAAUGGUAUCAUUUUGGAAUCAGUAUCAAAAUGUUGGUAUCAUACAGACAUAUUUCAAUCAAUACCCAGCCCUAAAGACAACAUCAACUAACAUUACCUUGUGAGCAGUCACAAAGGCAGUGUUAGCUGAUAUACAUUGUUCCAUAAAAUAAAGAUUGCAUAUUUUAUUUGUAGAACAAAACAGAUAAAAUAGGGACUUUUGUCCCUAUUUUAUCUUUUGUUUUUAUAUGUUCAAGGGAUAUUGGACUGCACAAUAUAAAUGUGAACUUCACAGCUUUCAAAAAAAUUUCCCUUCCUCUACAGCAGUUAACAGAUGGUGCAUCUUAGUUACAUGAAAUGUUUGAUGCAUAUACAAACACACACACACACACACAUACACACACACACACACACACACACACACACACACACACACACAUAUACACGUACACACACAUAUACAUAUAUACCUAUAUGUAUAUAACCCAAUAGUGUUAUCAUUUACCUCACAUACUCAUGUUGUUUUUGUGCUCCGGGAUUUAAAAAUAAUAAUGAUGAACUAGAAGUGUUAAGCUCCCCAUUUUCCUUCCUGAAUAGUGGGACUCGAUGAGACAAUGAAUAGAGACAAUAUUUUUCUGGGUUGAGUGAAAUAUAGAGUUGAAUGUGUAAUGUUUCAAAGCAUUUAUGGAACUUUUCUCUUUGUAUCUUGUGAAGGUUUGUGAUUUUACAAGAGAUAUUAGCAAGCCUCUUUCUCUCUCUCAUAUAUAUAUACACAUAUAUAUGUAUAUGUGUGUGUAUAUAUAUAUAUAUAUAUAGUAAUAAUAGCACUUUUGUAGAUUGAAUGCCUUCAUUUCCAACAAUACCUUUGUUUAAAACCUUUAUUACAUUAUAGAUGAUAUAUUUUAGCUCUUUCAGAGAACAGUAACAUGUAAAUACAAUAUAAAUGUUUUAUUUUUACAGGUACAAUUUUUGACAGUGUUUUUCCUAUCAAAGUGUCAUUUUUGCUUUACUUGCACAAGUGUUCUGUGUAUCUCACUGAGGGGGCUUUUAUCAAAUGAUGUACCUUUAAACAGAUUUUUGUAGGUGUAGUUUUUUCACAAGGCCUUCUAUGACUUUUCAGCCGCUGGGUUAGGUGAGAGCACAGGCAAUAAUGAAGCUUAAAUGGACAGUUAUAGAGCACUUAAUUGUUUCAUCUUGUCAUGGGUUGUUUAGUUGUUGAAAAGACAAACAAGAUAUAUGUUCGGUAACUCCCUUGAUAAUUAUGUCCUCUUCUGUCAUCCUUUGACCUCAGUGUAACAUUAUGAAAAAAUAUUACUUGAUUUCGUAGUGGUUUCUGUCUGAAAGCUGUUGCAUGAAUAUACAUAUUACAGUCAGCUAACUGCAGUUUUAACUUGAUGUAUAAGUUCUAUGGACUGUAUGACAGAAUACAGAAGGGGGAGAGUAAAAGCAUAACUGUGCAUUGAAGUUGUAAGGAAAAAAAAAGUAGAUCAGAUUUGGAGUUUUGGAUCAGAUCAUGUUAAAAAUUCUAAAGCAACUCUAAACUGUCCAGGACAUAGACAUAGGAAAAACAAAAUGUGUCCCAUAGUCUCGUUGUGACCAGAGACAGGAGAUGCUCUUCGGUGAGAGGCACAGACCUUUAGCAAAUCAUGUCAAACUUUUUUUUAUAAGCUUCAUUGGUACCAGUGAACUUUAUUGAAUGUGUAUGUAAGAAACACUGCAAUACUGCAAUAUAUUUUGGUAUUGGAUCAAGCUGCUAACAUACUUCUAAAGCUCCUUAAGGUGCUACAGACCUCUUUUCUAGUUUUUAAAUGUAUCAUUUGUACAAGGUAUCCAGUUUAGCUGAACAGUUGGCAUGUGUGUGCCUGGUUGUACUAUAUAGCUACAUAUAUUUUAUUGUACUGUGAUUUUGUAGUGUUUUUACAGACUUGCCUGUAAUCCCACCCCCACCCACCACCCCCAAUCCCUUCCCGCCUGACUGUUUUGACAUUUGGAAACUGGUGGGAGAUUGCGCUGAGUGAAGUCACUCAGCAGAGAUGAAGACAUCAGUGCUGAUGCUGAGAAACACGACUCCAUGUGAUGCCAUUCAAAAUGUGCUGAGGAGGAAGUUCAGCGACGAACUGCAUUCCAGCCAUGUUGGUUUUGUUAUCCAUUGCAUUUCAAUAAUGCCAUCCUGCAACAAUGAUGGACUCAUUGCUAAUUCUCAAUAUUUUACUUCAAAUCUAUUUUACAAACUACUGUUGUAUUUUUAUAAAUAUAGGCAAAGUAUUUCACAUAAACAUAUAUAUAAGUAAAUAUAUAUGUAUAUGUUUAUAGGUUGUGUAAAAUAAAAAUUAAUGCUGCAGCUUUUAUCCGUUGUUUAAACAUUGACAUCAUCCAAAGAGGCAGAUUAUUUAUUGUCUGGCAGAGUAACGUGAUUUGACUUACAUACCUUGCUGCUAUGAGAGAGAAGAGCUGCAGUCGUCAACUCCAGUGUUUUUUACACAAUGUAAUGAAAGUUUAAUAAACAUAAGAGAAUGACCCAACUGCCAGUC